Messenger RNA from Dibothriocephalus latus, 534 nucleotides. NCBI's taxonomy places the organism in Eukaryota, Metazoa, Platyhelminthes, Cestoda, Diphyllobothriidea, Diphyllobothriidae. The record is from the annotation of a GenBank genome assembly.
AUGCAUAUUGUCAGCUAUUCGUCAAUGUAUGCCAGCUUUGCGGAAGCGAAAUCGUCUCCUGGCGGUUUGGCUGUGAUUGGCGUUUUCUUUCAACUGACGACUAACCAGGCUGAAUCAAGUCUUUCAAAAAUGGGGAACCUCUUCUCGAGCCUCGGUGGACUGUCAAAUGCUGGCUCAAAAGUCAACGUGAACGCUUUCAAGCCUGACGUACUUUUGCCCCAGAACAAAGACGAGUUCUUCCGGUACCAGGGUUCGCUCACUACACCACCCUGCACAGAGAAUGUUCAGUGGACGGUGAUGAGGCACUCUCUGAAGGUGACCAAUGAAGAUUUGGUGAAGCUGCGAUCCCUUCACUUCGGAAACAAUGACGGCAACAAACCGAUGCAGGAUAAUUUCCGGCCAGUCAAGUCACUGAAUACCGGACAUGCUCCCCAAACGCGAGUGCUCUACAAGUCCUGGUCUGCCUCGGGUCGUAUUGUUCCUGCUCUCGUUCCGGUCGUCUCAGAGCUGACACUUGGCAUGCUUUCUCGCUGA